Austrofundulus limnaeus is the source of this 3568-nucleotide messenger RNA. It is a transcript of the gene prss23, whose product is annotated as serine protease 23. Bases 1234 to 2382 code for a protein of 382 amino acids. The record is from RefSeq and is a predicted model, not a curated record. The transcript has 11 exons. Lineage: Eukaryota; Metazoa; Chordata; Actinopteri; Cyprinodontiformes; Rivulidae. Gene Ontology annotation, biological process: proteolysis. Gene Ontology annotation, molecular function: serine-type endopeptidase activity.
UGGUGUGGACCACACUCAACAUGGACCAGAGGAAGUGAAGGAAAGGGUUGUCUCAGGAGAUCAGCAAAAAAAUUAUAGACAAGCAUGUUAAAGUUCAGGUCUCGGAUCAUCUCUCACAUACUUCUGGGGUGAAGCGAGGAUACCCGAGUCGUCAGUGUGCUGCCUUCAGGAGACAUUCACACAGAGGAGUGUCGGCAGGAAUGCUCGCUCCCAGGCUGCAAAUAUUUGCGCCUGUUUACUGAGACUUUACAGCACAUUUGUUCCUCCGCUCUGAAAGACCUGAGCGCCUCUCAUCUCCUCCACAGAAACAAACGUAGGAAGUAUGCUUCUCUUUUCAUAUCCAGGGCAAAGACUUGCUUUAAUGUUUUUGCAGGAGGCCUAAAGCCAGCAUACCGUUUGGGAUGACUUCCAGUUCGACUUCUGUCCAGACUGCCAAAUUUGCAUGACAUCAUUCCGAAGGGUGCUGAAAACAUACCCACGAGGCCCUGCAGGAGAACCGGGGACCAAGGGAGUAAGAGUUCAGGGGUUGCAGUGCUUGUAGGCCGCAGGCCAAGGAAGCCACACCCUUCACAGUCAAGUUUGCUGGCGGCACAAUGAAUCCUGAGCUUGUCGGGCGUACAGGCUAUUCAGAUGCAUCAGAUGUUUUCGGGGUUGUAUGGGCCGCAUUUGUCGGCUACAUGAGAAGGAGCCCACAAAAUGGGACAGCCUACGGUGCGAUGCAGUGAUAUUUUUAAAGCCUUCUUGAGGACAUCAUUUAUCACCAUCACUAUGCAGUUUGGAUGGUACACUUUCUGAUCAUCAGGAUACAGUAGCAGUUUAUUUUCAGGUUGAAAAGGAGGACAGAAGGAGUAAUCCAUCAACAAAAUGAAAAGAAAAGAGAAAACCUCGGAGACUUGCAGUGACGCAGGUGGACGCCAGGUGGACUCUAGGACCCUGAGGAGGACCUCCGCAUGAAGAGAAAAGUCGUCCUCUGAGCAGAUCCUGGUUUAUUUCUGCCUCUGGGUUGGAGCUGUGCGGGGUUACAGAGCUCUGCUCAUUCACUCCACACCUGUCCUUUUACUCACACAAACUGAGAAAACAGGACUCCCACUCCAGAGAGAGAGAGAGAGAGACCCCCAGAGAUUAGAGGAGGUAAAACAAACCUGCCAGCAGCUGAUAUCAUGAGGGAAACCUGGAGAAAUGAUCCUGACUGGGAUGUAAACACAGACUAACCUGCAACCAGGAGUGUUUUCCAUGAUGUCGCCGUGUGUUGUCUCCCUCGUCACUCACCUGCUACUGCUCCUCCAUCACUUCCCGCCACUCUCCCUGUCCCUCCUCCUCCACCCGCCGCCCGCCCACGUGCCGACGCUGGUCCCCCACGCCCCGACGCCCCUCGGCCGCUCCAGCUUCAGCGCCCAGGCUCAGCUGGACUUCACGACUCGCUGCAACUCCAGCUGCUUCCACCGGGGGGAGCGGGAGGAGCAGCUCACCGACAAGCUGGCCUUCGAGACGCUCUACGCCGACGGCUUCCGCACUCUCACCACCGUGGAGGUGGAGGGUGAUGAUGAGGAGGAGGAUGACGGAGGUGGCGACGUGGAUCACUUGCCUCGCCCGUUACCCUGGAGGCGGAAGCCGAGGCGAGCGAAGCGGCAGAUCUACGGAGCGGACGGGCGCUUCAACAUCAAAGGUGACAACUUCCUGUUGGAUUACCCGUUCUCCACAGCCGUGCGCAUCUCCACAGGCUGCACCGGCGUCCUCGUGUCCCGGCAGCACGUCCUCACCGCUGCCCACUGUGUGCACGACGGGAAGGAUUACGUGCACGGAGCACGGAAGCUCCGGGUAGGCUUCCUGAUCCCCCCGUCCAUCAAUGGCACCAAAUCCGGCCUGGUUUCUAACAAGAAGCCUCUGGUCCGUUGGGUGCGUGUGAAACGUACCCGUGUACCAAAGGGCUGGAUCCAGGGCCCUCAGGAGGUGGGCAUGGACUUUGACUACGCCCUGCUGGAGCUGCGCUGGCCCCACCGCCGGCCCUUCAUGCGCCUCUCGGUGGCGCCCUCCUCAGACGACCUGGCGGGGAAUCGCAUCCAUUUCUCCGGGUUUGACAGCGACCGGCCCGGGGAGCUGGUGUACCGGUUCUGUCCCGUGGAGCAGGAGUCCAGCGACCUGAUCUACCAGCACUGUGACGCCCGGCCCGGGGCCAGUGGCUCCGGGGUCUAUGGACGAGUGUGGGACAAUGAUCUGGAGCGCUGGGAAAGGAAGGUUAUCGGGAUUUUCUCGGGCCACCAGUGGCUGGAAAUCGACGGGGAGAACAGGGAUUACAACGUGGCCGUGCGCAUCACGCCACUGAAGUUCGCUCAGAUCUGUUACUGGGUCCACGGAAACCGGCUGGAUUGCACUCAGGACUAAGAUGGAUCGUUAGCCGAAAGAAACACUAGAGCUAGGGGUGUAACGGGACCUCGUGCCGCAGGAUUUCCUGUUGAGUUGAAAACACAAAAUACCCCCCCACCCUGCUUAUAAAUCUGUUGAAAUUAGGAUAGAAGGUUUAAACAUGUCAGACACAAGGACUCCGGGGCAGGCUGCUUCUUUCUUUUUCCUCUACAGCUACGUGCUGAAAGGAAGAGCUGUCCCUGUUGCUCAUUUAUUUAAAACAGAACUGACUUAAUGCUCGGUUCAGGUGCUGAUUUAUCAACUUUGAGGCUGAGAUAAUUAAGUUUGACCAUUUUGUUCAUCCAUCUGAGUUUGGACUAAAAGAGUUGAUUAAACUUUGAGGUGGAGUUCAAAACAAGUUUGACUGAACUGUUUCCUGAGAGUCUCCCCUCCGCCUCCACCUGUGUUCAUCAGUGUGAGCAACUUUUUAGCAGUUUGUUUUUAAGCUUUUUUGUUGUGAUAAAAUGUCUCCGUUGGAAAUCAGCUAAACAUAUUAAAAAAGGGAGAUAAGAAAUUCUUGCUGAUACUUUUUUAUAUAUUGGAAAAAAAAGUUUCUUGCUUCAUGUGAGAACAAAUUGGACCCUCAGUAAAUCGAUGUUCUGAGGUCUGAAGAGACUCGUGAGAAAUCCAACAUGAGAGAGGUCAGUUAAUUUGAGUUUGUGGCCAAAGCUUUUUUGUCCCUCUUAAAACCAUUGUUAAAACCUAGCUUUCAUCUUGUGACACGAGUGUCUCGUUACACCUCUGAGAGCAAAGAGUGACUUGGAACAAUACAGGGUAAAACAGGCGUAUUUCUAUGCAGAACUUUUACCACUAAAACAUAUUUUAGAUCCAUUUAGUGCCUGUUUAAAACGGUCUGCCUGCAUGAGAUCCAUCACCACUGCAUCAUUUGUCAUUGUUUACAAAAUAACUGAAAAUCACAUUUUUACUCAAGUCAGCAGCAGAUUACGGUCCUCCACUGUGGAUAAAAGUAAUGAGGCUUUGGUAAGCCAAGGUGUUGGGGAAACCACCUUUUAUCCACAUUAUUCAUUCCUGUCUCAAUAAAACUAAACAUAAAACUGCUUUUGAACAUUUCAGAGAAUAUACUCUUGCAGUAGACUGAUGACAGAAAAAAAUUAUAUUUUUUGGAAAAAUGCUUGAUAUAUUUUAAUAAAGAGAUUUAAGCAUC